Messenger RNA from Triplophysa dalaica, 2783 nucleotides. It is a transcript of the gene zbtb35, whose product is annotated as zinc finger protein 131. Lineage: Eukaryota; Metazoa; Chordata; Actinopteri; Cypriniformes; Nemacheilidae. Gene Ontology annotation, cellular component: nucleus. Gene Ontology annotation, biological process: regulation of transcription by RNA polymerase II. The transcript has 7 exons. Gene Ontology annotation, molecular function: RNA polymerase II cis-regulatory region sequence-specific DNA binding; DNA-binding transcription factor activity, RNA polymerase II-specific; protein binding. The record is from RefSeq and is a predicted model, not a curated record. Bases 336 to 2045 code for a protein of 569 amino acids.
AAUGCGCGAUUUGAUGACGUAGCCACAAAGGUCCAAAAGACAAAUGGCGAUUGCGUUACUAGUCAUAGGCCCUGUGUGGAAGUUACAUGAAGUGGGCUGGGGAACGCUAUUGCUUGUGUUAUUUUUCUGCUUGAAUGUUUAUACGGUAUAGUGGGUGUGUUGACUUGUGUGGCUUUUGCAGCAGUUAAAGUCGCUCAUCCUGCGUGUGGAGUUUCUGUGUAACGUUAGAAAUGCGCGCUUUUUUUGCAUGGGGCUCAAAUAUGAUCGCUACUCUGUGGAUCUGCUGGUAUAUGGGCCAUUACAAUGACUUGCAUGACCAGGGAAAGGGCUGAAUCAUGUCUGUUGAUGGAGAUGUCGAUGACUGUGGGCACGAGUUUCCAGCCCAUUACAAAGUGAUGCUUGACAAACUGAAUGAGCAGCGUCAGCUGGAUCAGUUCACAGAUAUCACUCUCAUUGUGGAUGGACAUCAGUUCAGAGCUCACAAAGCUGUGCUAGCUGCCUGCAGUCAGUUCUUCCACAAAUUCUUUCAAGACUUCACUCAAGAGCCUCUAGUGGAGAUUGAGGGGGUAGGCAACACCGCUUUCCGCCAUCUGAUGGAGUUCACAUACACUGCUACAUUAGCUGUUAAUGGUGAGGCAGAAGUGAAUGAUGUCUGGAGAGCUGCAGAAUAUCUUCAAAUGCAGGAGGCUAUCAAAGCUUUAGACAACAGAAGGAAUGGUACCACCUCAUCAAACUCGCCACAAGGCCUAGGUGGAAAGAGCAAAGCUAAGAAAAGGAAGAUUACGGAGACCUUCAAUGUGAUCACAGAGACCCUCCCUUCAGUAGAGUCUGAAUCGGUUGAAAUCGAGGUAGAAGUUGGCGAGGACCAUAUCGAGGUGGAGGAAAGUGGUUUGGUGGAAGUGGUGGAUGCUGCCAGGACUACAGCCGAACCCUCCUCAGAUGACUCUGCUUUGGCCUUGUUGGCUGACAUCACCAGCAAGUACCAGCAAGAAGAGCAGACGCUCCACGUGGUUAAAAAAGAAGAUGAUUCGGUGGUCGUGCAGGAAGAGACUGUGAUUGCCUCCAAGACGCUUGAGAAUAUCGAAGUGGUGGAGGUCCAGAUUUCUCAGCUGGACAAUCUUUUCCGUUGCGACAAGUGCGAUCGCUGCUUCAAGCUGUAUUACCAUCUCAAACAGCACAUGAAGAGUCACACAGCUGCCCCGGAAAGGGGCUUUGUUUGCAGGCACUGUGGAAAAGCGUACGCCCGUGAAGGAGCCCUUAAGCAGCACCUAAAUAAUUACCAUUACGAGGCAGAGGAACAGUCCCGACGGCAGAAAAAGAAAGUGCAUGUUUGUGAAUAUUGCGAAAAGCAAUUUGACCAUUUUGGACACUUCAAAGAGCAUUUAAGGAAGCACACUGGUGAGAAACCCUUCGAGUGUCCAGAAUGCCAUGAACGUUUUGCCAGGAACAGUACACUGAAGUGCCAUAUGUCAGCCUGUCAAAAUGGCUCUGGUGCCAAAAAAGGCCGAAAAAAAUUAUAUGAAUGUCAGGUGUGCAGCAGUGUUUUUAAUAGUUGGGAUCAGUUCAAAGACCAUCUGGUCACUCACACAGGUGAUAAACCCAACCACUGCACAAUCUGCGAUCAGUGGUUCACGCAACCCCGAGACCUCCAAACACAUCUACUAGAAUUCCACGGCUUACAGCAAAAGGUCAUUGUCACGGAGGAAGUAAUGAUUUCAGACCCAACAACAGUCUUAAGCAUGGCAGAGGUGGAGGAGGGUUAUUCUGAGGAUGGUAUGAGGGUGGAACAUAUUACCGUGGAACCGAUGGAUGUUGUUGCUGUCGAGGAGACUCUUGUGGUUGAGGAGGAGACAACGCUACAGGCUUCUCCGUCUGUGGGAGGGGUGGAAGAGGCAGUGGUUUUACAAGUAGAGGAUGAGAGACUAAGAGAACAGCCAGUGGAAAUCCACAUAGAACAGGUGACUGUAGCUGAGACGGCAGACUCUGAAAUUCAACAAGAGGCUGUGGACAGUUUGAAAGAAAAUAUUGAGAUUGUGAAUGUAUGAGAGGCCUUGAUGCUUCAACCAGAUCUGUUUUUUCCACCCUUAAUGUCAUAAUAAAUGUGCAAAGGCACUUGGAAAGUGUGAUGUCAUACAGAAAAAAACCUGAUUUUUCGCGAUUGCUCUUCUCAUAGGGCUCACCAGGAAAACUGUGUUUUUGAUAUGAUCGUUGAGUUUGAUCAAAGGAUUGUAAUGCUUUCAACAUGUUGUGGAUAGGAACGAUUGUAAGAAGUGCAAUUUGUUUCAGAAAUAAUGCAUGUCGCCAGGACUGUUUCGGGUGGUUUUUAAGUUAUGUUUGUUUGUGUGUAAGAAACGUAUUUUCUUAAAAGAAUUAACGGAUUGCCCGCAACUGGUUCAGAAAUGCUAUAAAUGCAAUUAUGGCUUGUCUUUAACUUUUCUUAGUGCUAAAUUACAAUUGCCAGCUUUACAUUUUCAUUCAGAUAAGCAAAAACUAAAUGUCCACAACUUAAUUUUUUUAAUCGAGUUUGUUUUUGGGCUGUACAGAGCAAUAAAACCAUGUACGAAAUGUUUCUCCCCACAUAUCAUGUUGAGGCAUGUUGAGACUUUUCAGUAGUGCCGUUUAAUGUGAAUCUGAAUUUACACAAUUGUAUUGGUGGUAAAAUGUCGGUGGUACUUGAUGGAUGUCACUAUACACACUGGUGUAAAUUGACUACAGUAUCACCUCCCAAAUGUCAUUGCAGUAUUAAAGUUGUUUUUCUAGGAAGGGAAAACAGUCACAAACUA